AUGAAGCCCUCCACCAACACCAUCCUCACCUUCCUUUUCACCCUCCUCACCGCCAACCCCUCGGGUGUCUCUGCCCAAGACCAAUGCAUCUCCUCGGCUCAGGCCUUAAUUCCAUCCUGCGCGCAGUCCUGCGUUGUAUCCGCCAAAUCCGCCAUCGGCUGCACCGUCGAAUCGGAUUUUGCGUGCGCCUGUCGCCAACCGGAACGCAUGACCAAAGGGAACCUCGCCCUCACGGGUUGCAUCCUCAAGGCGUGCGGCGGGCGGAACGCGCCGAGGAGUGAGAUUUCUGAGGGGGUGAAGGAGGUGUGUGGGUGCGCUACUGCAGUCGCGAAUGCUGCGAAGAUUGUGGGGGAGGAUGUGACGUUGGCGACUCCGGUGAGGGUUGAGGCUGCUGCUACUACUACUUGGGUUGCUGGUAGCGCUGCGGUGACUGGGAGCUCUUUUACGGCUUGA
Molecule: messenger RNA, 453 nt
Organism: Diplodia corticola
Lineage: Eukaryota; Fungi; Ascomycota; Dothideomycetes; Botryosphaeriales; Botryosphaeriaceae
Product: cfem domain-containing protein
Exons: 1
Coding region: 1-453 (150 amino acids)
Source: RefSeq, a predicted model, not a curated record